This is a messenger RNA of Mizuhopecten yessoensis (Yesso scallop), 533 nucleotides long. RefSeq names its product microsomal glutathione S-transferase 1-like. The transcript is spliced from 2 exons. Bases 9 to 320 code for a protein of 103 amino acids. Lineage: Eukaryota; Metazoa; Mollusca; Bivalvia; Pectinida; Pectinidae. The record is from RefSeq and is a predicted model, not a curated record. Gene Ontology annotation, cellular component: membrane.
UAGCCAACAUGGAGGACAGACUUCAAAAAGGACAGACAACUGUCUUUAAUGACGUUGUCGUAGAGCGAACCAGGAGAUGCCAUCAAAAUGACAUUGAAAAUGUUGUUCCGUUUGUUCUGGUCGGCGUGUUAUAUGUGCUGACUGGUCCCGAUCCUUGCUGGGCUGCCUUCCACUUCCGGUUGUUUACUGUCUCCCGGAUGUGUCACACAAUAACCUACUUGUUCGCAAUUCCCCAGCCUGCGCGUGCGUCCAUGUUCGCUACCGGCUGGCUCACCGUUGUAUCCAUGGCCGUAUCUGUUCUGAUGCGCGGGAAAUUCUGAACUCGAGGAAAAGGAACUGGGAAUUUGAAUACUUGGGAUAUAUAAAGACAUCGAACUUCUUGUUAAUUCAUUAAAAACAGAGGAUGAAGUGUUUUUCCUUUCGCAAAAUAUAUGUCGCCAGGGAAAUCGGAAUUUGAUUUGCUUCUCGAAAAACUCCCACAUGCCGCUAACCUGUUAGUGAGCGUUUAAUUUCAAUCUUAGAUAAAGUAGAAA